Prorocentrum cordatum is the source of this 1083-nucleotide messenger RNA. Lineage: Eukaryota; Dinophyceae; Prorocentrales; Prorocentraceae. The record is from the annotation of a GenBank genome assembly.
AUGGCGCCGGUACCGGUGGUCAAGCUGAUCAUCGGCAGCAGCUUGGUGUUCACCUUCCUGAAGGCUCACGGCCACUCGGCAGGGAAGCACCAGGCGGAGGACGACCUCAACGAGCUGGUCACGAAGCUGAAGGAGCAGGCCAGGACCAAGAGCGUCAGGGCCAUCCUCCCAAGCGGCGGUACCCGCGCCGUCGAGGACACGUUCGGCCUAGCGGAGGACCUGAAGGCGAAGUACAUGCGUAAGCUCGGCCUGGACCCAGACGGGAGGUUCAAGGGCAUCUUCGAGGACGCAGACGGCACCGCGCAGAAGGACACUGAGAACCACGGCGAGGACCCGCUGGAGCAGCAGCUGCACCCCUACGACGGUGACGUCCGCGCCAGGUACGGCGACGCCGACUACCUGCGCGUCUUCCACGGCAGGCGCCCCGCGCCUGGAGACCGCAAUGCCCGUGGAUCCGCAGAGCCCGACCAUCGAGAAGAGCAUCUUGGGGGCGCCCGCCGUGCAGACGAUCGAAAUGCCCGUGAAGCUGCAGGGCCCGACCAUCGAGAAGAAGCAUCUUUGGGACGCCCGUCGUGCAGACGAUCGAAAUGCACGUGGAGCAGCAGAGCCCGACCAUCAUCUCUGGGGCACACGCCGUGCAGACGAUCGAGAUGCCCGCGGAGCAGCAGUGCCCGACCAGCAAGAGUAUCAUCUCUCGAGCGCCCGUCGUGCAACAAUGCCCUUGGAGCCGCAGAGCCCGACCAUCAAAAUGUCCAUCUCAGGGGCACCCGCCGUGCAGACGAACGAAAGCAGACGGUCGAAAUGCCCGUGGAACCGCAGAGCCCGAUCAGCAAGAAGAUCAUCUCUGAGGCGCCCGUCGCGCAGACAAUGCCCGUGGAUAUUUCUCGUGUGAGCGUUGUCCCCUUAACGGUUGUAUAUAUGCACUGUUACUGUACAGGCACGCUGUGCCGCUUGCCGCCUGUGUCAAAGAGCUGCAUCUGCCACAGGCGUUGGCUAAACGGCCAUUGGAAUGUGGUGCGGCCCGCACUUCUAGUGCUGUACCCCAGAACAGCGGCGCCCAUCGAGGGGCACGCGCUGGAGUAG